UCGCACUGGCCUGGUGGAAAAGAAGAAGAUGAUGAGACGGUGAAAGGAGCAGGAAAAAGGCAGUUGUUAAAAGGAGGAAAGCGCAAACAGAUGCACUAAAGAAGAUAGAGGCAGAGAGAGACAAUGUGUGUGUCGGUGUAUCAAUGGCAGUGAAAAAUCCAAAUAAAGCGUUUUUUAAUUAAGAAAAUAUACAGAAAGAAUUAAUUCCAGCAUUCUUUUCCAUACCAAAAUACCAAAACAAAGGACCUACCUCUUUCACCAAACCAUGAUGUAGCUGAUUUUCGCUUAUAAGUAGGCUUAUUAUAAGCGCGACAGAAGAAAACAAAAAACCCCAAAAUAUCGUCAGCGAAAAAAAGAAAAAAAAGAAACAAAAAAAUAAAAAAACUUUGGAUAAAUAAGGCUCCUAGAAGAUCUUAGAAAUAGAAGAACAAGUUCAGUGUUCUUUUCCAUCUCAUCACCCUUUGACUUACCUUGCAAGAACCAGAAUGUCGAUGGAAUCUGGAGAAGAGCAACUUGGGCGUUGGCUCAAUCGGCAAGUUCGCGUAGAAGUUUCCGAUCAACGAAAGUUUUAUGGAAGAUUUUUGUGUACCGAUCAUGAGGGAACAGCAAUCUUAUCCGACACCACAGAAGAUUCCAACGGUUUAACUCGAGCUUUGGGUUUGGUCGUGAUCCCUGGUAAGCAUAUCAAAUCCUUUUCUAUUCGACUUUAGUUUUGUCUGCAACUAUUGAUAUCCAACGGCUCUCAGUUGGGCAGAAUUAAAAUUUAUCGAAAAACAAGGAAAAUGUCCUCUAAUUCCCUAAAGGUUUGAGCCAAGCUUCUUUUCCCAAGCUCAGUCGGUUCCCUAUGAACUUUUGGUAGACUCUCAGAAGGACUUCGAUGCAAUACUUGUAUGCAAUGAUUAUAUAAAGAAAAGAAUCUUUCUCCUUUUUCCCAGAAUAUUCCAAUGCAUUCCCAUAUUCCCUACUAACCCUGCCUUUUUCAAAAGAAAAAAGGGUGUUUCUUGCCUCUACCUAGCUACAUUGCCUGGACCCCAAUUUUAUUAUCCAAAAAGAGACUGCUCGUCUUUUUAGAUAUACACCAUGAAUGAAUAGCUCCUAAUUGAACCAGCACCGUCUAUAAUCAAGCAUCAAGUCUUCAGGAUUCCAGGUCUGCGCACUCUUACUUCUUGUGACGGAAUAUUUGGUGAUCAAAAGUGUUUAUGCUUCUUUCUAAUAAUUCUAAUUCUCUCUCUCUUUCUUUCCAUAAUUUACUUAUUUCUUCCAACAUUCCUAUUUAACGAUGUUCAUUUUUAUUCUCGUUAAAUCAUACAUCGCCUGAAUAUGCGUAGACGAGUUUAUUUCAUGCCAAAGAAACGCAGCCUACCUAUAACGAUUUCUUUCUAGUUUUUUUUUCAUUUCUAUUUUUUAACUUUUACUUUUUCAACAUGUUUUUGUUUUGACGUCACAAAUGAGAGACACUCCUCCCCCUAUAUGCGUUGGUCUCCAGCAUACUUCUUCCAUCCACUUUCUUAAGUGCGCGUGUUUACAAGAUCGAUA
Molecule: messenger RNA, 1536 nt
Organism: Schizosaccharomyces cryophilus OY26
Lineage: Eukaryota; Fungi; Ascomycota; Schizosaccharomycetes; Schizosaccharomycetales; Schizosaccharomycetaceae
Product: Sm domain-containing protein
Exons: 2
Coding region: 486-710 (74 amino acids)
Cellular component (GO): NatC complex
Molecular function (GO): RNA binding
Source: RefSeq, a predicted model, not a curated record